CGGGCUGCUGAAUGGUCUGAACAUCGAGCGCCAGAUGGUCGUCCCUACUACUACCAUGCUGGGCGCGGUGAAAGCGUUUGGGAAAAACCGCAGGCUUUGCGUGAUAUGGAAGCAGCUCGCAUGGCUGCCCACGGCGCUACACCCCAACCGACUAUAGCGCCCACACCCACAUUGGUGCCGAGCAUGCCACCUCAUCUUAUGCCAAAUCCAUUAAUGCAUAUGCAAGCACCGGGUACACCUACUCCCUACGCGGACCCAGCUUUAGCAUAUGUACAGGCGGCUGCCGCCGCGGCUGCAGCAUCUUCUCUUAAACAAGUUGAAUCUGCAAAUAAAACCGCUCAGGUAUCUAACGUUACAGAAAAAGAACAGAAGAAGAAAACCGAGGAGACAAAAAGCAAGAAAGAAGACGAACAAAAGAAAUCGGCCCCACCAGCAAAACCUGUAGAUAAGUCAAGACCUAUCUCAAGUACCCCAAUUUCAGGUACACCUUGGUGUGUAGUGUGGACCGGGGAUGCUAGAGUCUUCUUUUAUAAUCCUUCGACUCGUACGUCUGUUUGGGAACGCCCAGAAGAAUUGUUGGAGCGUGAAGAUGUUGACAAAGCUGUCAGUAAUCCACCAGAACAAUUAAAAACUACUGUCACCGCAACUAAAACGGAUAAAGAGGAAGAGAGCAGCGGGAAAGCGCCCGCUGCUAAUUCUACUGCACCUAUUAGCAAUAACACCACAAAACCUGAAAGCGAGGAUGAUAUGCAAGAGGAUGACGACGAAGACGAUACAGUUAUUAAAAUACGUUCCGAAUCUGAAUCAAGCGUUGAAGAGGUGCCUGCUAAAAAAUUACGUAUGAUAACAAAAUCAACUAAGAAAGCUAAUGCCAGUGAGGCUGCUGCAGAGGCUGAAGUAAGGGCUGCUAAAGAACGCGCUGUCGUGCCUUUAGAGACUAGAGUUAAACAAUUUAAAGAGAUGUUACGCGAAAAAGAUGUAUCCGCAUUUAGCACUUGGGAGAAGGAGCUGCAUAAAAUUGUCUUUGAUCCACGUUAUUUGCUAUUAACGUCUAAAGAGCGCAAACAGGUUUUUGAGAAGUAUGUAAAAGAUCGUGCCGAAGAAGAACGAAAAGAGAAACGUAAUAAAAUGCGGCAGAAACGUGAAGAUUUUCGAAAACUUUUAGAAGAUGCUAAAUUGCAUGGGAAAUCGUCAUUCAGUGAAUUUUGCCAACGCUAUGGAAAAGAUGAGCGCUAUAAGGCUAUUGAGAAAGUGCGCGAACGUGAAAGUCUUUUUAAUGAAUUCCUCUUAGAAGUCAGACGACGAGAAAAAGAGGAAAAACUGCAAAAGAAAGAACAGAUACGUAAGGACUUUCUUGAGAUGCUGCGCGAGCGUGGCGACUCAUUGGACCGUCAUAGUCGAUGGUAUGAUGUGAAGAAAAAAUUUGAAUCGGAUGCUAGGUAUCGUGCAGUCGAAAAUUCCUUGUAUCGUGAGGAAUACUUUCAGGAUUACAUGCGUAUGCUGAAGGAUGAGAAACGCAAAAGGGAGCGCGAACGUGAAAAGGAACGUGAGCGUGAGAAGGAAAGAGAGAAGGAACGCGAACGUGAACGGAAAGCAGAUCGUAAAAGCGAUCGACGGGAUAAGGAGCGCAGAAGUGAUCGUAGCCGAAGUCGUGACCGUGACAGGGAUAUCAAAGAAUCCAGGGAGAAAGAGAAGUCAUCUAAGGACAAAGCUGAGAAUAGAAAAAAACAUGAUGACUAUGAGGAGGGUGAACAUUCAAGUAACGAGGACACUGAAGACCAAUCUGCUAAUGAACAUGAAGAUGAGGAAGCUGAGCGUUUAAAAAAAGAAAGAGACCGCCAACUGAGAGCCGAGCAAAGUAUAAGGGAACGUGAAAAAGAGGUACAACGCACUUUGGCUGGCCAUUUGCGAGAUCGCGAUAAGGAACGUGAAUUGCAUAAGCGUGAAGAGGCCAUUGGACAUUUCAAUGCAUUGUUAGCCGAUUUAGUACGUAAUCCAGACUUGACUUGGAAAGAAGUCAAACGUCAAUUACGUAAAGAUCAUCGUUGGGAAUUGGUUGAGUUUCUGGAUCGUGAUGUUCGUGAAAAAAUUUUCAACGAUCAUAUCGAGAAUUUAAUGAAAAAGAAGCGCGAAAAAUUCCGUGAAAUGCUUGACGAAAUUUCGUCGUUAGAGUUGACGAGCUCUUGGAAGGAUAUCAAAAAAUUGAUAAAAGAUGAUCCUCGUUAUUUGAAAUAUAAUAAUUCGGACAAAUGCGAACGCGAAUUCCGCGAUUACAUGGUUGACAAAACCAUUUCGGCGAAAGUUGAUCUGAAAGAAUUGCUUAAAGAAUGUAAGCUUAUCACACAUAAAAGUAUCGAAUUGGUUAAAGACAAUCCGAAUCAUCUUAAAGAGAUUGAGGAUAUUUUAAAAAUGGAUAAAAGAUAUUUAGUGUUGGAUCAUUUAUCUGAAGAACGGACUAAUAUAGUGCUGGAUUAUUUGGAGGAAUUACAAAAACGUGGUCCCCCACCGCCGCCAACUGCUUCAGAUGUCGCACGACGCAAAUAAUAAUCAAAUAACAUAAAAUCUUUAGUUUUAAGCAUAUAAUAUAAUAUUUACUCAUAUCAACACACAAACACAUAUAUGCAUACAAACAGAUGUAACACAAUGCGAAUUCUAGUGUAAUUUACUUUUUAAUGCCAUUACAAAUAAUCAAUAUUUUACUUUGACUUCAAUAACUUCGAUGUUACUUUGUUAGUUUGAAAAAGUUCGCUAAUUCGAGAUGUAUUUAAAGCAUCCGAUAGAUCGAACGCUUUAGAUUGCCAGCAGCAACCUUCGAUAUUA
Molecule: messenger RNA, 2820 nt
Organism: Glossina fuscipes
Lineage: Eukaryota; Metazoa; Arthropoda; Insecta; Diptera; Glossinidae
Product: transcription elongation regulator 1
Exons: 8
Cellular component (GO): nucleus
Molecular function (GO): RNA polymerase binding; transcription coregulator activity
Source: RefSeq, a predicted model, not a curated record